This is a messenger RNA of Cajanus cajan (pigeon pea), 441 nucleotides long. The record is from RefSeq and is a predicted model, not a curated record. NCBI's taxonomy places the organism in Eukaryota, Viridiplantae, Streptophyta, Magnoliopsida, Fabales, Fabaceae.
AUGAAAUUCCUAAAUUUACACCCCCCUUCUCCGCACCCCGUUCCCCGCACCCCACACCCCCGUUCCCCGCACCCCCAACAAAUCGGCAUCGUUUACAGUAGGAGAAACCCUCGCAACCAUCCCAACCAACAACCUUCAGACCCUACUCUUCCUUGUCCCACUCGGGUUAGUUUGGCCGAUCCUAACAAGCGAGUCAGUUGGAAUCGUUCCCUUUCCACCAGAGGGAGGACAAGUAUAGCCGUUGGUGCUUGCAUGGUUUAUCAGCCUGGGUUAAAGAAGGACAAAAGGAAACCAAAACCCCCUCUUCCCAAAGUAUGCUAUCUUUUCUACUGGAAGGGGGUGUGGGGUGCGGGGAACGAAGGUGCGGGGAACGGGGGUGCAGGGAAGGGGGUGUAAAUUUAGGAAUUUCAUUUUUUAAGGGUAACUUAGACAUUUUAUAUA